Messenger RNA from Liolophura sinensis, 942 nucleotides. RefSeq names its product homeobox protein Hox-B4-like. The transcript is spliced from 3 exons. The record is from RefSeq and is a predicted model, not a curated record. The coding region runs from base 1 to 942 and encodes 313 amino acids. NCBI's taxonomy places the organism in Eukaryota, Metazoa, Mollusca, Polyplacophora, Chitonida, Chitonidae. Gene Ontology annotation, molecular function: DNA-binding transcription factor activity, RNA polymerase II-specific; DNA binding. Gene Ontology annotation, biological process: regulation of DNA-templated transcription.
AUGAAGCGAUCGCGACAUUCGUCAUUUCUCAUCCGGGAUUUGCUAUCCCCAGGUGGACAGACAAGUCCCCUGAUCUCCCCCCGGGCUUCCAGAGGCGUGACGGUGCUUCCGACUAGAGGACCGUCCCCAUUCAGCCUUGCCCUCUCCCGACCAGCCUUCACACGACUGUUUACUCAGCACCCGUCCUAUUUCCACCUGGGCUACCCGUGCCCCUCCUGCCCACCCUGGGCACCCGGAUCCUGUUUAGGGUUCUUCCACAGCAAAUGCUGCCUGACAAAUAAAGGUGCCUCACCUGAUGGCAACCUCGGGGGUUCACCAGGUCACCCCCACGGGGAACCGCCCUUUCCCAUUCCCAUCCCAUUGCCGGUCUACGUGCGCACGCGCUCCACUGACUCCCCCGUCACAACCAGUUGUAAGAGCCGGAAAAGCCGGAGAAGCCGAACUGUGUUCACAGAGUUACAACUUAUGGGGCUGGAAAGGAGGUUUGACAAGCAGAAGUACCUGUCCACACCUGACCGGAUUGAGUUGGCGGAGAGCCUGGGUUUGAGCCAGAUACAGGUGAAAACCUGGUAUCAGAACAGACGUAUGAAGUGGAAGAAACAGGUGUUAUCGGCUGGGGGCACGGAACCACCCACAAAACCUAAAGGGAGACCCAAGAAGAAUUCUAUCCCUUCAGCAGAGGAACUACAAGCGGCAGAGGCGAAGGCUGGCCAAGCAAGACAGAAGAUUGGCCAAUCAUAUGAAAUUAUGGGUCAAGCAGAGGUCAAGGCUGGACAAGGAAAGGUGAAGGUUGGACAAUCAGAUGAGAUUCCAGAUCCAACAGAGGUCAAGGUUGGCCAGGGGAAGGUUGCAAAGGCAGGGCACACAGAUGUGAAGACGGAUCAAAUGGACAGUAACAUGACUUGUGAACAACCUGAAAUAGGUGCCAGUCUAUCCACGUGA